Messenger RNA from Kickxella alabastrina, 997 nucleotides. Its product is annotated as CDP-alcohol phosphatidyltransferase-domain-containing protein. Gene Ontology annotation, molecular function: CDP-diacylglycerol-inositol 3-phosphatidyltransferase activity. Lineage: Eukaryota; Fungi; Kickxellomycota; Kickxellomycetes; Kickxellales; Kickxellaceae. Gene Ontology annotation, cellular component: Golgi apparatus; membrane. The transcript has a single exon. The coding region runs from base 114 to 797 and encodes 227 amino acids. Gene Ontology annotation, biological process: phosphatidylinositol biosynthetic process. The record is from RefSeq and is a predicted model, not a curated record.
CUCUCUUUAAUAAAUUUCUCCAUUUUAUUUUUUCCCAACUUUUAUUUUUUCCUUUACUUAAUUCCGUCAAUAAGCGUAAGAGGUUGGUAAGCCAUUUGCACGCAAUUUAAAAAAUGGCGAAACUAAACUACAUGGAUGUUUUUUGGUUCGUCCCCAACCUCAUCGGCUACUCUCGCGUCGCACUCACCGCCAUCGCCGUCUACAGCAUGUACAACGAGCACCCGACGCUCAUGUUUUUCAGCUACGCACUCUCCGAGCUCCUCGACGCAGCUGACGGCCACUACGCACGCAAACUAAAUCAAUGCAGUAAAUUCGGUGAAGUCCUCGAUAUGGUCACUGACCGCUGCACCACCACCGUUCUCCUCACCUACCUCGCCCAACUCUACCCCCUCAUGGCCCUUCCCUUCUGCUUCCUGAUCUCCCUGGAUAUCAGCAGCCAUUAUAUGCAGAUGUACGCUCAGCUUAUUACUGGCAAAACUAACCACAAGCAGAUGGACGAUAAGGCUCAUUGGAUUUUGAAGGCUUAUUAUACGGAUCGCAGGGUUUUGUUCGCUUUUUGUUUUGGAAACGAGGCCUUUUUCUUGCUCAUCUACCUGAACAAGUACUUGACCUCGUACGCGUACGCUAUUUCGGUUGCAUUUACGCUUGCUGCUUUCCCGGUUUGUGUCAUCAAGAACACCAUCAAUGUUAUUCAGUUCUACGAGUCCUCCAAGGACCUGGCUAGACUCGACGCCGCCACGCUGAACGAAGCCAACGCCAAACCAACUGCGACUACCACCACCAAAAAAUCUCUCUAAAAAUUAAUAAAUCAGUCUUUCGCAAAUCAAAAAUCGCAACCUACCAAUCCACGCAUAAGAAAAAUAAUUAAAUGACGCGAUACGUGAGGGAGAAAAAAGCAAAAAAACGAGAUGAACACUUUUAAUCACAAUAUCCAAAAAAAAAUUAAUUGGAGGACCGGGGUAUCGAUCCCCGUACUUCACGCAUGCGAAGCGCGCGC